UCCAAGGCGAAAGCAACGCAAACAUAGGCAAGAGAGCAGAAGCGUUCCGAGCCCGCUGUCAGUUUGUUAGUGCCCGCCGUCUUCGUGUGCCGUGUGCGUGUUUUCGAAGCAGAGCUUUAUUGAACCCGGUUUUUAACCUGCCAGCCAACCUACCGAUGGUUGUCGAGAAAGGUGAUUCUCGUUGUUGCGGGCAGACCCAGUGUGCGGAUAGGCACUAGCGAGUAGUGAGUGCGCGGGUGAAGAGGUGGCUGACUUGCCAUUAGCGACUUGAUUGAUUGAUUGAUUUGAACAUACAGACCGCCGCCGUCGACUGCCUUUGUUCGCUCGCUACGGAGUGAAGUCGACCGAACGCGUCAGUUUCAAAAUUUGCGUUUGUCGGUGCGUUUCGCGUUUAUGUUUCGAUCCUAGUUGCGUUUUCUGCCUGUUGUUCAGACAAGUGCUCAUAUACUUUGAAAAUGAAGGAUCAAAAUCGGUUACGGCGAAGGAUUAUUAGCAGUGUUUUGGUGUGUUGUUGAAUGACACGUGAAGAAAACGGUUGAAAAGUUUAAUUCCACUUUGAUAAGUUGAAUUGUGUAACUGGUGCGUACUUAACGACAGAGUGAAAAACAAAAAAAAAGCGUUUGCUAACGCGCAAAUUCUGUGAUUUUAUAGCGAGUAAAAAGUGUAGUGAAAAAAUGUUGUGCAGAAGUCCUCCUCCAGCGAGUCCGGCCGGGUCGGAAAUUUCCGUCGGUUCACCCAGUCCACCUCCGGUGGACCACCAUCAUCAUCACCACCACCUGCAAAAUCAUCACAGUCGAGGUGACGACUACUUUAGCCCAUUGAAGCGGCUACGGAUGAUCGAGCAUCACAGUACGAGCCCUAAGGAACCUAGUCCUAAGCCAGAGCCCUCAAGUCCGCCUCCAACUGCUGCCGCAGCUGCAUCGAGCGUGAAAUCGUUUUCGAUAGCGGACAUUCUUGGCCGGGACACAGAAUCUAGCAAUCGGGACAGCGCACUAGCCCUGCACCACCAUCACAGUACGCUGCAGGCAGCCGCAACAAAAAUUGUCCGACCAUGGGAUCACCUUCGAGGUCCGAUUCCCGUUCGGCCGUUCCUGCCGCCCGCGCUGCUACACUACGAGCAUCGAUUGGCGUUAGACUACCACCAGCAGCUGCAGGAGCAUUUCCGGGCGCAGGCCCAGCUACUGCGGCACAUGAGCAUGGACAUAAUCCCCUCGGAAAGUGGCUCGGAGCGGUCCAGUUCGGCGGCCAGUGGCGAUUGCUGUUCGCCGGAAAUCGGACGAAAUUCCGACCACCAGUCGUCGCAGUCGUCCUCUUCGGGCUCGAACAAUAACAACGGCGGUGGCACCGGCAGCGGUAGCGGGAAGGUCUCCGGCCAGAAAACUACCCCCAACGGAACGCCGCUGGAUGCGCUGUUCCAGAUGACGAAUAAGAACUUCGACGAGGGCAAUGAAGAUGGGGAGCAAUCGCAUUUGAACCUAUUUGCCAACCGACCCCAACCAAAGAAGAAGAGGAAAUCUCGGACGGCCUUUACCAACCACCAGAUUUUCGAGCUGGAGAAGCGGUUCCUGUACCAAAAAUACCUGUCGCCCUCGGAUCGGGACGAGAUCGCGGCGGCACUCGGCUUGUCCAAUGCCCAGGUAAUAACCUGGUUCCAGAACCGCCGGGCAAAGCUCAAGCGGGACAUGGAGGAGCUGAAGAAGGACGUCGAAACGGUCAAGGUCCUGUCCGCGCACAAAUCGUUCCUCGAAAACGUAAACGACAUGAACAUCCUCAAGAAGAAGAUAAUGCACGACGACGGUGGCAGUCCGCACAAAUAAUAUCCGCCGGAGCCACCGGUCUUCGCCGGUGGCGGUGGCAACGUUGGUGGGCAUCGCCCGCCGCCGGCUUCGAUCAGUGCCGUUAUCGGGCCGUGCCCGGCAACGCCGGCCGAGCAGCAGGCCGCCACCAAAACGCUAAUCAAUCUCACCACGUACGGCCGACUGCUGCAAUCGAUUGCCUCCGAUAAGACUUGAAAUCCCUCCCAGUGAAAUGCGUGUGUCAGUGCCAGCAUGCGGUGCAGUGCUGCCAGUUUCAGAUUUACUUACGUGUGAAGUUAACUACAAAACUGUUGUAAAUUCCUAAAGCUGUGAAUGACUGAAGUGUGAAAGCGAGACAUACUGAGCGAGUGGUGACGAAAAUUUGCCCAGUGUUGAUAGUUUAAUCCUAUUGUUUAAAUGUUGUUUUAAAGAAAGAGAAUUUUUGUCUUUUUAUAUACCAAUUAGAUAAUUUAUUCGAUUCGAGGAUGUUCCUCCGGUCUCAGUAUCCUGUGUAAUUUAGUAGGAUAAGUCGCUUAAUCCAGGUCGAAUCGUAUAGAUACGUUAGUUUCUUAUCGCUCGCAGUAAGAUUCUUGUAAUUUAUGUGUACAUUAUAGCAAAUAAACACGAAAAAGUGAACAUCGAGAGACUAAGCAUAUUGAUCAAUGAAAUUAGUUAUACCUGAUAGUUCCAUAUUCUAUGUUACUGUAAAUAGCAUCCGAUCAUCGAACAAAGCUUGAAUCGUUCUUCUUUAUUCGAGUUUACUGCAAUACAUCAGAUACAAUGUCAUGUGCAUACGUUUGAACGACUGCUAACCUAAAACUCGCACAAGCGUUUGGAUAUAAAUAAAUUUUGAUGGGGCACCAAGAAAACGUUCCUAGAAAAGCAAGAAUGCAAUAAUAAUCAGUUGUGAGUGGCGAUACUUGAUUUAAUUAACGAUCCCCAAGAAAGCAAUUGUUGUAAAUAAACGCUAAUGAAUUGGAUUAAAAGCUCAAGUGGUUUUCUCAACCUUAAAACGAGGGGUCGAAAAAUAUUUUAUGAUUGCACCUUGAAAAUUAAAAUAUUUCCAUUUAAAUUUGAAAAUUGCAAGUCUCAACAGUUUAUUGGAUUGUUUUUUAUAAACUCCAAAUUCUUGCUCAAUCAUGACAUUUUAUUUAUUAUCAGAUAAACGUAAAACAUCUUCCAAGAUUGCCCCUCAGCAACUCGUUUUAAGGUUGAACAACAUGGCAGGAGCAGGAACCAUACCCUCGUUCGUGUCGCUGGCCACAGAAGCCGCUGCCGUUGGUAACCAAAACGAGUAUUAAUUGAAAAAUGAAAUGUAAAAUAAUGUUCCCUAUAUAGCGUUAUUAAAAGAGCGCGUAAAAGUGGGUAGCUUAAUUAACUGUGAUUACGGGAGACGGCAGCGGCGAACUGGCAAAAAGACGAAAGUCGUGCAACAGUGUGAGAAGUGAAAUGAAAUAUCAUCCAGUUUUCCCCCCUUUCUAGAGUAGCAGUUGUUGCAGUGGAAUGAGUUUAAAGGGUACGAGUAAACAAGCGGACUCAUGAAACAAGAAAAAUUGUACAUAUUUUAUCAUUAUUGAAUUUUUUCCUUCUCCGGGAGUUUCGUUGUGCUAAGUACAGCCAAAUGGCUCCAUUGGAGCGAGUACUAAAGAAGAUGCGUAAUCUGGAUCAAUCAAACGGCAAAAGUAUUUCUAACAAAAUCAAAUUGAACAAAACUAUGUACAUGAAAUGCUUUAUGAUAUGAUCUAAGCUGAGUAAACAUGUGUAAUAAGUAUGAAUCGAAAACAAGUGAGAAAUCACAAAUCAGAUGAAAAAAUAUAAAUCUCUAAAUCAUA
Molecule: messenger RNA, 3628 nt
Organism: Armigeres subalbatus
Lineage: Eukaryota; Metazoa; Arthropoda; Insecta; Diptera; Culicidae
Product: homeobox protein B-H2-like
Exons: 3
Coding region: 675-1817 (380 amino acids)
Biological process (GO): regulation of transcription by RNA polymerase II
Cellular component (GO): nucleus
Molecular function (GO): sequence-specific double-stranded DNA binding; DNA-binding transcription factor activity, RNA polymerase II-specific
Source: RefSeq, a predicted model, not a curated record